Messenger RNA from Pyricularia pennisetigena, 2847 nucleotides. RefSeq lists its product as uncharacterized. Gene Ontology annotation, molecular function: zinc ion binding; DNA-binding transcription factor activity, RNA polymerase II-specific; DNA binding. The coding region runs from base 1 to 2847 and encodes 948 amino acids. The record is from RefSeq and is a predicted model, not a curated record. The transcript has 6 exons. Lineage: Eukaryota; Fungi; Ascomycota; Sordariomycetes; Magnaporthales; Pyriculariaceae. Gene Ontology annotation, biological process: regulation of DNA-templated transcription; DNA-templated transcription. Gene Ontology annotation, cellular component: nucleus.
AUGUCGACUUCAGAAAUGGCUGCCUCCGCCUUUGAACAUGCGCCGCUCGCCCCUCACCUGUCGUCUGGCAUGCAUCCUGUGGCCAUGUCUCGCCCGCAGGUAGGCAUCGAGAGGUUACCGACACGGCGGAUGAGCAACGAACCUCGAGAAUCCAUGAACUGCAAGUCAUGUCGUAAACGAAAGAUCAAGUGCAACCGCCUCCGGCCAUCUUGCGAGGCUUGCCAGGUUUUCCAGUGUCCCUGUGUGUAUGAUGCCGUGCCCAAGAAAAGGGGUCCUAAAACAGAUGUACUGGAGGCUCUCGUGAAGAGGAUCGACGGGCUGGAGCAGCAACUCAAAGACAAAAAGACGGCAGAUCCUUCAGGGACGGAAGUGGCAACGAGAAACAAGAGGACGGCAAGCAACGCAAGUCUAGGACCGGAUGUCGACCAAGUGUCACCUAGCGCCUCUGCAGGGCUCGCAGCUGGCAGUGUGGCAGACGACGAUCUGAAAUCGAGAAUCGACCCGGCACUCACAAACAGGUCGGCCCACAUCUCAGAGUCGGCCAUAUACUCACCGUCUCCCGGAAGUGAGCCAUCUUCCAUGUCCAUAACAGUUCCAACCGACGCGUUGCUGGACACAUACUUUAGUCGUUUUCACGGAAAGCCAUAUCAUAUCCUCGACGAGACGGUAAUAAGACAGAGGAUACAAGCGCACCAAAUACCGUCAUUCUUGGCGCACGCAAUUUAUGCCGUUUCAGCGAGCGGAUAUCAGUCUGCAGUACAGCUCAGUGAAGAUUACGCAAUCCGCGCGAGAUCCGAGAUAGAUACCGACGAACCGUCAGUAGACGCUCUACAGGCGCUUCUUCUUUUAGUAACAGCCUUUACCGCCAUGGGGAAGGGGAGAAAGGCCUACAUGCUGCUUACUAGCGCGGUAGGUAUGGCCAUGGCCCUAGAGCUCCAUCGAGAAGUCGACCCGAACGCCCGAAUAUCACCGGCAGAACGCGAAAUGCGCAGGCGACUCUUCUGGAGCUGCUUUCUCCUCGACAGGUUUAUGGCAUGUGGCUCGAAGCGCCCAUCUCUCAUCUCCAACCGAACCAUAAUCGUCCGUCUCCCUUCUUGGUCGCCAGGCCCGCAGUCAUUGCCCGUGGAAGGAGAGUUUUUCGUCAGCGGCUCGAACCUGCACUACUUCCAGGGGAGUGGUAAGAAAUCACAGGGCAGCAGCGGAAUGCUGAUUGAUAUAAGUCGGAUAUUGGGCAUAACCAACCGAUACCUUGCCGCAGGAGGGGUCAAAGGAGACUCUCAUUUUCCUUGGCAUUCUCUUUCGAACCUGUCCAAGAUCCGACAAGACUUGGACAUAUGGGCCUCGGGCACAGAAGAUGUGUUUUCGAGCCUCGACAAACUCUUCGGCCAGCCGGACUCGACAGUGCUGGUGCUGAGCAAGCUGAUUUACCACCUGAUACACUGCCUCAUCUACAGGCCCUUUCUCCCCAUAGAUCUUGGCGAGCUUGCCGGGGCCGGGCAGCACCAGUCAUGGCAGAUCGAAGCGACCAACAUGUGCUUUUUACACGCGAACGCCAUAGCAGAGCUCGUGGAGCUCGGGAAGCAGACGGCGACCAUCGAAUGGCCGGCGUUUGUCGGCUACUGCAUCUGCACGGCGGGGACGGUCCACGUGCACGGGGCCUUUUACAACAAGAACCGGUUCGCCGGCGGCGAGAUGAGCGGUGUCCUGGCCUCCUCGACCGACUUCCUCUCGCGGGAGAUGCAGCAGCUGAGCGAGCUGAGGUACGCGUGGGCGAGCGUGCAGCACCAGCGGGAAACGCUCCAGGGCAUCUACGGGGCGCACGCCGAGCUGGUCAAGAGCCACGCCAGCAACCCCAUGCGCUCCGCGCCCGUCUUCCAGCUCGAGGACUUUUUCGACCGUUAUGCAAACAUUGGGGGGCCAGGCGGCCAGUCUUUCUACUUUGAUUCGGCCAACAUCAGCCUUUCGGAUGUCGUGGUCGACUACACCACCGACGUCUACACGGGUCACGACCUCUACGCGCCCAGAUCUAGCAUCAGCGUGGAUGCGAUGGGUGGGGGAAACGGUAGCGAUCGGGCAAGCCUCAAGCGCAAGAAGACGGCGCCCACGGCCAUGAAGGCUCCCGACCUCCGGCUGCAGACCAUCUCGACCAACAUGCCUGUACCGCACACGCCGCACGGCCUCCCGACGCCCUCGCACCACAGGCAUUCGUUUUCGUUCCAGCCGCCCCAGGGAUCGCCGGUCCUUUUACAAUCACCCGCCAUGCAUCACCAUCCUAUUCCAGGUACGACUGACGCACCGUCCUCACAUCCGACCGGCCCGGGUGCAAGAGCAAUGGGACCCAUGGGCGAGAUGCAGACGCCUGCCGGGCAUCACCUGCAGUCACAUCAGGGCGGCGGGGGCGGCGGCAUUAACACUUUUAGCCCCACCAUCAACUAUUCCCCGCUACCAGGGCAGAGCGGUGGUGGUGGUGGUGGCAGUCGAGAGACGCCAGCCCAGCAGCAGCAGCAGCAGCAGCAGCAGCAGCAGCAGGGGUCAGCGGCUACACCAGGUAACUCAGGGCCUUCGUCCUACGACCCCAUGUUCGGCACCCUGCCUACAAACGCCUUUAGCAGCCCGGCGCCGGGGCCGUGGCACCACCACGUGCCCGGGGGCGAAAACGAUGCGGCUGCCGCCCCGGCGCCGGGCAAGACCCUGGCACAUAGCCCCGGCGCGGGGAGCAACGCCAACGAGGGCGGUGCCGAGGAGAAGGAUCCGUUCCUGAGCCUGCUGGAGCAGCUUGCAGAGAACGAGCAGGCCAUGGGCUCGGGGGGUGAACUUGAUUUUUUCUUGGGCAUGAGCCAGCGAUGA